Molecule: messenger RNA, 1527 nt
Organism: Ciona intestinalis (vase tunicate)
Lineage: Eukaryota; Metazoa; Chordata; Ascidiacea; Phlebobranchia; Cionidae
Biological process (GO): protein arginylation
Source: RefSeq, a predicted model, not a curated record
GGAUUCCAGUAGUCUGUUUAUUUAGCUGCUCGCCGAAUACAAUAAAUUUGAAACAGCGCGCUUCGAGACAUAAAGGGUUUCUGAGUAAACACUCUUGUAAGGUUACUUGCUAUAAGAAGGAAACGUAAAGGGUAUAAAUAUUUUAAGCAAAGGUAUACUAAGCGGCGAUAAAGCCUGUUAUUUAUGUAUAUAAGCGUAUUUCUAAGUAAAGUUCUGGUUUUAAUGGGCAUACUAGCUAAAAUAUUGUACUACAACUAUUUUAAGACCUAAAAUAUAAGCAUAUACAGAGUAUAUCGCAAUAUUUAACCAAGCAUCCAUUGUUGUGGCCCAAUCGCAAAUAAAAAAGCUCAGAAACGUUAAUUUAAUGUAAAAAUAAAACACUGCAACAAACUAAUUUGCUUACCAAUGCAAUCUAGGACAUAUUUCUCAAAUUAUUAGGUUUGUAGAGUCAAAUAUGGACGGAAUAAACAAUGCAAUUGUUGGAAGGAAAGCGAUCAGUUCAAGUGGUGUAGAUAAAUUAAAGAAGAAGAAGAGAAAGAAGCGAAAAAUUAAAGAAGGAAAAAGAUCUUCAGCAUCCAGCACUUCAGCUACAGGGAGUCCGGAUUCAGAAGGUCGAGUCCGUCCACACAAAGCAAGAUCUGCUUUAUCCUGUCCACCCAAUAUUAACCAGCAGUCAAAACGAAAUGAAGCAGAUUUAACGGACGUUUGCGAACAGUUUAAUGAAAGCUUACGAUGGUUUCCUUACAUUCUGUCAAAUUCGAGGCCUUUCAGGGACCAAACCAAAGCUUCUACCGCAGAAAGUGAAACUGAGGAAGAAGAGAGAAUCGCAGUGUAUAAAAUGAACCGUAGGAAGCGGUACCUAGCCGCCCAACAAGCAUUACUUGCUUUAUACCCUGACACAAACAACGUUUAUGCUGGUAACACCGAUGACAUCCAUGACAGCAAAGAUGCUGCAAAGCCGAUUUCUCCGCGUCGAUCGCAUUCAAUACCUGACAACACAUCAUCCUACACUCCAACCACAGAAAUACCAAAACUACGGCUCCAAAGUCCGAGACAAACUUGUGAAACUUUCGACUUAGCAGUAAAGCCACUCACGACCACCCUUGAUAAUGCAUUAGUACAGCAGGUUCUGUAGCGUUAAUACAACUUAUUAUUAUUCUCAUAUGUUACUGACAUACCCAUUAAGCUGUUAUUGUUACAUUUGCACAAAGAAGCGCUUCAUAAUUUUUAAUGUUCCCCCGAUUUUAAAACAAAAUAUUUUUCAACCAUAUAUAUGCAAUGUCAAUCCAAAUGUGCGUUUUAAAUGGGCUUCACUUAACAUGAACUGCCGUGUUUUUCAUGUUUAUAACCCCCCCCCCCCUUUUUUUUUUUGUUUAUAAAAGUUAUGAGACAAAAGAAUUAUACAAGUGAUGUACUGCGUUACGGCGUGGCAGGCAAGCAUCAGUGAUUCAUAUUUGGUCCUUUACUUUAACUUGAGUUGACUCAUUAUUAACAGUUUACUUUUUCAAUAAACCCGUUCUCCCGAAA